AUGGUUUUGCAUCGCCCAAGAAAUGGAGGAUCUAACACUAACCCUCAGUCUAUACCAACACCAGGAGUAAGCAAUCCCAACCAUCCUUCUCCAUCUCUUCAAACAAAUCCUAAUUUUGAUGUUGCUUCCCCUCAUCCCUCAACAAGCCAAUCCCAACUCUCCCCUCCUCCUGCUCAGCCCAAUUCCAACCCACCCUCCACAAACCAAUCCCAACCUUCCCUUCCCCCUGUUCAGCCUGAUUCCAACCCACCCUCCACAAACCAAUCCCAACCCUCUCUCCCCUCUGCUCAGCCCAAUUCCAACCCACCCUCCACAAACCAUUUCCAACCCUCCCUUUUCCCUGCUCAACCUAAUUCCAACCCUCCCUUGCUUUCUCAACAAUCUACCAGUCACCAAAAUCCCAGCCAAUCUCAAACAAGUGUGACCAAUUCAGUCAUCCAGCCAGAGACUUCCAGUGGUGCAACAAGUGCGGCAAGUGGUGUUGUUGGUCUGGUGGACUUGACAUUGCCUACAAGUGAAUAUGGUGUCAUCGCUUUAGAUGAUGUCAAUGACAAUGAACUUGACAGAAGCUAUUUAGCUAGUAACCCAGUAAAUGUUGACUCAGCUGGGAUUGUAAAAGAAGACAAAAGUUCUUUGGGAAUUCUCAAUCAGAAUGCUCAAGCUAAAUAUAUUUUGAAAAAGCUUUUAUUAAUCCCCAGUUCACAUUUCACUGUAGACUAUAAGCACUGGUAG
Pocillopora verrucosa is the source of this 732-nucleotide messenger RNA. The record is from RefSeq and is a predicted model, not a curated record. NCBI's taxonomy places the organism in Eukaryota, Metazoa, Cnidaria, Anthozoa, Scleractinia, Pocilloporidae.